AUGUUCUCCCUGAUAUCCAUCAUCAGCAUUGCCUUGGCCGUCCUCCCCUGCGCCAUCACAGCACCCACCGUGGGGGACCAGGAACAACUCUCGACAAGGAGUCUGUCAGUCCGCCAAAACACCCCAUGGCAGUGGUGGACCGAGGGGCAAGGGCAGUUUAACUGCCAGCAGCAAGGAGGUGGAAAGUACUCCUGCUCGUGGAACGGACAGCAAGGCGGCGGCAUGGUGGCCGGAACCGGCUGGGGAGCUGGGAGGAAGACCGUGAGGUACCAGGGACAGUACAACCCCAAGGGCCCCGGCUAUCUCAGCCUGUACGGCUGGACCCGCAACCCGCUGAUCGAGUACUACAUCGUCGAGUCGUGGGACGUGCUCGCGCCGGGCGAGCCGUGGACCCUGCGAGGCAACUUCACCUCGGACGGAGGCAACUACGCCUUUUACACGGCACAGCGGGUCAACAAGCCGUCGAUCGAAGGGACGCGCACUUUUACGCAGUACUUUUCCGUGCGUAGCGCGUCCGAAAAGAAGGUUGGCGCCGUCGGGGGCGCCAUAACCACCGGUAACCACUUCGAUGCUUGGGCGAGGAUGGGUUACCGGCUUGGCAACUUUGAGCAGAACAUGUUCAUGGUCACGGAAGCGUUUGCCAAUGGGACCCAGCUGCCCAGCGGAACUAGCACCAUCACUGUCAGUUGA
Molecule: messenger RNA, 690 nt
Organism: Pyricularia pennisetigena
Lineage: Eukaryota; Fungi; Ascomycota; Sordariomycetes; Magnaporthales; Pyriculariaceae
Exons: 2
Coding region: 1-690 (229 amino acids)
Biological process (GO): xylan catabolic process
Molecular function (GO): hydrolase activity, hydrolyzing O-glycosyl compounds
Source: RefSeq, a predicted model, not a curated record